Molecule: messenger RNA, 513 nt
Organism: Camelina sativa (false flax)
Lineage: Eukaryota; Viridiplantae; Streptophyta; Magnoliopsida; Brassicales; Brassicaceae
Source: RefSeq, a predicted model, not a curated record
UCAAUCUUCUUCGUUGUCUGGCUUUUCUUUAGUUGCGCAUCGUCGGGGAUCUCUCUCAAGAUCGCUUCUACGCUACCGCAGAUCUCUCUCACACCCAAUCAUGACUCGAGGAAGUCAAAGAGAGCGUGACCGUGAAAGGGCUCUAGCUCGUACCGGAGGCAAAGGAAAGACUAAAGAUGAUGGAUUAACUCCAGAGCAACGCCGUGAGAGGGAUGCAAAAGCAUUGCAAGAGAAGGCAGCAAAGAAGGCUGCUCAAGCAGCAGCAGCAGCAGCUAGUUCUGGAGGAGGAGGCAAAGGAAACAAUAAUAAUACUAAGAAAUGAUGAUCAAUCAAUGCCUCCAUAUGUCUGUAACUUCUUUCUUAUGAUGUUUGUGGUUCGUUUGAUUGGGAGUUUCAUAUCACUUGAGGAUUUACUUUGGUUAUCCAAUGACUCAUCCAGUAUCAAUGAUUACAAGUACAUUUGUAUCCAAAUUCUUGUCCUUUAUUGAGCUCAACAGAUCUUGCUACUUGGGA